Emiliania huxleyi CCMP1516 is the source of this 1212-nucleotide messenger RNA. RefSeq lists its product as hypothetical. The record is from RefSeq and is a predicted model, not a curated record. NCBI's taxonomy places the organism in Eukaryota, Haptophyta, Isochrysidales, Noelaerhabdaceae. The transcript has a single exon. Bases 32 to 1066 code for a protein of 344 amino acids.
CAGGCAAGCGACGUCUCAGGCCACUUCACAUAUGCUGUCGCUGUGCGACCUCGACGACGAGCUUCUCUGCUGCGCGUUCCGCAGCCUCAGCGCGCACGAGAUGGCUCGCGUGGCCUGCGCCCGCGCCGGCUGGGGCGCAUUGGUGACGCGGGUGGCGGAGGAGCAGCUGCGGCUGCGGCGGAAGCUGCCUACGGGCCAAGGGGCAUGGCCGUGCUGGCUGAGGAGCCUCGCGGCCCUGCAGCUGCUCGAGUGUCUGGUGGGGCCGAUGCCGACGCGCACGUGGAGAGACGAGUUUCCAGCCCUCCGUGCCGAGGAGAGCCGCCGGAGAGCCCAGCUCAACGCAGACGACGCGUCCCAGUACUUCACAGACGAGUCGGACUACAUGCCCGGGGGCGUGUUUGCCCUGGACAGCUUUCUACAGGAGGAUUACGCCAAGGACGCCGUUCAGGCAAAGGUGGCGGCGGGCUGGGCGGCAGCGGACGCGGUCGCAUUCGAGGCGACGAACGAGAGCGACCUCGCCUUCGCCCCGUCGCUGCGCGAGCGACAGGAUCGGUUCGCGGCCACGCUGCACACGCGCUGCGGCAUCGCGUCCAGGCUUGCCGGAGAUGCAGCAGUGCCACAGGAGCGCUUGUUCGGCAUGAUCGACGGCGUGGACGGCCUCGCUCACGGCGAUGCCGUGUGGGCGGUGGGGCGGAUGCUGGAGUGCGGGGUCGGCGGCUCCUUCACCACCUCGUGCGAGUGCAGCUGUGUGCAGGGCACCCAGUUUCGGGACGAGGCGGGCUGCUCCUUUUUCGACCAUGACACGCAAUCAUGGCGGUGCUGGGACUCUGCCAUUGUCGCCGUGCGCAGCUCGCCGCCCGACAGCAGUGGCUUCCACGCACCCAUCUUUGACCCGGUCACGCAGCAACGGCGCACGCGCGCCUACGCCGUGCAGAACCCCGUGUCGUGGUGGGUCCCGGCCCUCAGCCGGAUCACCAUCGAGGAGGUGCACGCGCCCGGCGAGUGGCAGGUGCGAGGGCUGCGCGUGCGGCAGCGCCUGUUUGUCGUGUCGAUCAGCUUUGGCUGAAGAAGAGCGGCAAGGCUGUGGUGUGCUCUCUUGAGACCUGGCGUGUGUCCGUUGAGAGAGACGAGUCCGGGAGGAACGACGAGAUGUCACCGCGACCCGCUGCGCCGAUUAUUCCUUUUUUGUUUUGAGGGCCACAAAAAGGAGAU